Gasterosteus aculeatus aculeatus (three-spined stickleback) is the source of this 8875-nucleotide messenger RNA. It is a transcript of the gene baz2ba, whose product is annotated as bromodomain adjacent to zinc finger domain, 2Ba. The record is from RefSeq and is a predicted model, not a curated record. NCBI's taxonomy places the organism in Eukaryota, Metazoa, Chordata, Actinopteri, Perciformes, Gasterosteidae. Gene Ontology annotation, molecular function: DNA binding; protein binding. Gene Ontology annotation, cellular component: chromatin.
AGGUCGGUUCCUUGAAGUGGAGCUGAAUAAACCUUGAGAAGAGUCUCCUUCAAUCUGCUGUUAGUAACUAACACACACACACACACACACACACUCACUCACACACCGAGACUCAAUUACUGGCCAAUUCCCUUCUUUAUCAUUCGUCCCCGACCUCUCUUUCAUAACCAAAACCGACCAAGGAAAAAAAGAGUCGCGAAGAAGACCGAACCCGAAGUGACAGUUGAACUAAAAAGCCCUCGUUGGAAAUAAGUAAAGUGUCGAAAGUAAAGAAAGGUGUUACAGCAGUUAUGUCAAAGAGCUGAAGACAUCUCUAACAAUAUGGAGUCUGGAGAGCGGCUGGCCUCCCCUGCGCCCACCCUGUCUGCUGCUCGCACCUCCUCCCCUGCGGCCUCUUCCUCCUCCUCCUCCUCCUCGUCCUCUGCAUCAUCCCCUGCUCCCCACUCCAAGAGCAGCCUGGCCCCGAGCCCCUCGGCACCGGGAUCCAACCUCAGCACCUCUGGCCGUCUGUUCGGGGCAGGAGAGCAGCCCUUCAUUGGCUCCGCGUUGUCAAGUGCCUUCCCUCUGGUCAACCACCCGGCCUUCGGAGCCCUCUACUCCUCCGGAGCCGGCAGGCCCGAGUUUGGAGGCCUGGGUUCCCUGGGCAUGUCAGCGGCUCUGGCUGCCCACCCCCAGCUAGGAGCGCUCUCUGAGUGGUGGCGAGCUGCUGAGGCCCACGGACGGGGAGCUGCUGCCUUUCUCCCCUCUUUCAUCAGCUUCCCUCCCUUCUUCAGCCCUCACAUGCAGCCCAACCACAGCGCCAGUCCCGUUCAGAUCCGGAUGCCUGGCAAGAAUAGCCAUGCCGCACCUAAAGGAGUGAAUGGGGCGGUAAACGGCGGCGGGGUCUGUCCCCCCACCACACAAUCAGGGGGCUUUUCUGCGAGUCCGGCUCCCGUUCAGGCGUCGACCAAGCCAACCAAAAACCCAGAUCCUUCUAACAGUCACCGUAGCAGCCCUCAGACCAACCCAGCAGAGCUGGUGGACAAGCCGAUCCACAGACCUAAAGAGAAGAAGCCACGGAGGAAGCCGGGAGACGCUUCCCUGGCGAGCAACAGCGAGUCGGGCACUUCCUCAGACAGCUCAAGCGACGGAUCCCUCAGCAGUGAUCUGGAAGACCUGGCGGAGGACGACGAAGACGACGAUGACGACGAAGACGACGAUGACGAAGAGGAGGACAAGCAGAUUGAGUUUUCAGACUCUGAGAAGCGGUCAAAAAAGCAAACAAAGGUUUUGAUACCAAGCACUGGAUCUACAAAGACUAACAGACCGACCUCUGGGGAAGCCCACGACAUGAAAGUCAGCAAGGCACAGAGGGCCUCCUCCAACCCCCCGAACCUCGUGCCCUUCCCCUGCUCCACUUCCCCGCCGGUCUUUACCCAGACCUCGCCGCUGGCCCUCCACGGCUCCAGGUCCCGGACGGAGGGGCCGCAGCAACACCUCAGCGUGAUCCAGUCCACCGGCCUGGCCGCCAACACAAAGCCCCUGGCACUCCUCUCUCAGCCCCGCAGGGAGUUCUCCCCGUCUUCCUCCCCCAUGGCCCUCGCCAUGUCUCCAGAGGCCCUCUCCAGCGCUGCCUCUCCCAAAGCUCCCAAACCGCUGCCCUCCUCCUCCUCCUCCCCCCAGCACCUGCCCCUCUCCCUCUGCUCCUCCCCGAAGCCUCUCUCCAUGCCCUCCCCGCCUCGGCCGACUCUCCCGCCGCCUACCUCCCCAAAACCCUUCGGUUCCACCUCGUCCGUGAGAAGUUCCCAGAAGUCCUCGCCGAAGCCUCCUCGGCGCGCCGCCGCCGGCUCCGCCAAAUCCAACAAGAGGAAACAGCUGGAAGCGUCGCUUGCGCAGAUCACCGAGUUCAGGCUCAAACAGACGCUCAUGUCCCAAGGGCAGACAUUCCCAGCCGAGCUAAAGAAACAGCAGCAAGGUCCAAACAAGUCCCCCAAGAGGACGCCUCUGUCUUCGCCGCCGUUGCCGCCCGCUCCGGCUCCUCCACCCCAGAACAAUCACUCCAACCUCUUCCUCUCCAGUGCCCUGCUGGGGCUCCCCGAACCCCACCCCCCCAACGGAGUCAUCCAAAGCAUCACUCAGGACGCACCUUUGGCCCUCAUCACCAAACCUCGCAAAGACUCUCAGUGCGACUCCGACGGCGGCUCGAUGCCUGUCAAUCUGAGCACCGGGGCGAGCAGAAUCCAAGCAACUGCCCAGGCGGGGCCUCAGUCGCAGCCCUCCACUACCUCACCCCAUGCCGCAGGCCAUGGACCCAGAAAGAACAAGGCACCCAAGGGUAAGGCCCAGACACCAGGCCAGGGACAGGGACAGGCACAGGGACAGGCGGACCCUUUAGCUGCCUGGAAGGGCUUCUCCCAGAACCAUCUGGUACAGUCUCUGGUUGAUUUGUUCCGUGGAGGAGAGCCCGGGAUCGGGAUUCCUGGAGUCAGUAUCCCCGGGGUUGGAAUUCCCGGAAUGGGGAUCCCUGGGACAUGCAACCCCACAGCCGGUCUCCCGGCUAACAAGGAAUCUGACGACUCGGGGGACGACGAUGACGAUGAGGACGACGACCUUGAGGAGGAGGAGGAGGAUGAAGAGGACUCAGAUGAUAGUCUGUCAGAGUCUGACAGCAACUCAGACAGCGACAUCUCUGGGAUGAAAGUGAAGGAGCUGAAGCUGCUGCCGUCUGGCUCGUCUAAAAAGGAGACGACUCCCCGCCGGCUAACCAAAGGCCCAGAACUACUGAACACCUCAACCAAUCACACCGCCACCAGCUGCUCCCCGCUCGACCUGCAGGUCAUCAAGACUCCCACCAUCGUCACCAGCUCCAGUGCCUUGGCCUAUCACAGCUCUCCCGGCUCUUCGUCCUACAGCCUCGCGUCUCCGUUAGGCUCAGGGAAGAGGAAGAGGGUGAUGGAUGAGAAGGAGUUGAUGAUACCUCUGGAGUUGGGGUGGCGGAGAGAAACGAGAAUCAAAUCGGUGGCGGGGCGAUCACAGGGCGAGGUGGCCUACUACGCGCCGUGUGGCAAGAAGCUGAGGCAGUACCCAGAUGUGAUGAAGUAUCUAUCCAGAAAUGGAAUAAGUGGCAUCACGCGCGAUAAUUUUAGCUUCAGUGCAAAGAUAAGGGUUGGUGACUUCUAUGAAGCCAGAGAAGGACCCCAGGGUUUACAGUGGAGCCUCUUGAAGGAAGAGGAGGUCAUUCCACGUAUUCUGGCGAUGGAAGGUCGGAGGGGUCGCCCCCCUGGUUCAGACCGCGAGUCAGCGGGCGAAGGUGGCAAAGGCUCCAGGCGGAGGAAGGGACGGCCUCCUAAUGUGGGCGACCCGCUGGUGCCCGAGGGCCCCAGCCCCAGUGAGGUCAAACUCCUGCGCAAACUAGAGGCCCAAGAAAUAGCCCGACAGGCCACCCAGAUGAAAUUGAUGAGAAAACUGGAAAAGCAGGCACUGGCGCGUGCAGCCAAAGAGGCGCGGAAACAGCAAGCUAUCAUGGCGGCGGAGGAGAGGCGGAAGCAGAAAGAGCAGAUCAAGAUCCUCAAGCAGCAGGAAAAGAUCAAGCGCAUUCAGCAGAUUCGGAUGGAGAAGGAACUCAGAGCGCAGCAAAUUUUGGAGGCCAAACGGAAAAAGAAGGAAGAAGUCGCCAAUGCCAAAAUAUUGGAGGCUGAAAAACGAAUAAAGGAGAAAGAGUUGAGGAGGCAGCAGGCGGAGAUCCUCAAACACCAGGAGUUGGAGAGGCAUAGACUAGAUAUGGUAUGGGAGAGGGAGAGGAGGAGGCAACAUGUAAUGCUGAUGAAGGCGGUCGAGGCGCGCAAGAAAGCAGAGGAGCGCGAGCGCUUGCGGCAGGAGAAGAGGGAUGAGAAGCGGCUGAACAAAGAGCGUAAACUGGAGCAGCGGCGGCUAGAGCUGGAGAUAGCGAGGGAGCUGAGGAAGCCAAAUGAAGACAUGUGUCUGUCUGAUCACAAGCCUCUACCGGAGUUCUCCCGAAUUCCUGGACUCAUCCUGCCGGGACGCGCCGUGUCCCACUGCCUGAUGCUGAUGCAGUUCCUGCGAGGCUUCGGCAAGGUUUUGGGCCUCGAUUUGAAUUUGGAUGUGCCCACCUUGGGCAUGCUGCAGGAGGGCUUGCUCAAUGUGGGGGACAGCAUGGGCCACGUCCAGGACCUUCUGGUCAAACUGUUAUCCCUGGCAGUGUGUGAUCCUGGUUUGCCACCUGGACAGAAGACAAAAACCAUGCUGGGGGACCACCUGACCAAUGUCGGCAUCAACAGGGAUAACGUGUCUGAGGUGCUACAGAUGUACAUGGGAGCCCAUUGUGCCAAUACUGAGCUUGCCCCUCUGGCCCUCAGUCUGAAGACCAAGGCCUUCCAGGCCCACACGCCGUCCCAGAAGGCCUCGAUCCUGGGCUUCCUGGCUAAUGAGCUGGCCUGUAGCAGAGCUGUUAUCAGUGAGAUCGACAAGAGCCUGGAUCAGAUGGCCAACAUGAGGAAAGACAAGAUCAUUAUGGAGGGAAAACUGAAGAAGUUGAGGAUCAUUCAUGCCAAACGCACCGGGAGGAGGGAGGCCAGUAUGGGCAUUGAAGAGAACCAGUCCGUCGGCACUCCGUCCUCUGCCAUAAAACGCAAGAGGAAACUGUGUGGAGACAGCGACGAUGACGACGAAGACGACGAAGACAGUGAUGACCAAGCAGAGGACGAGGACGAUGAGGAGGAAGAAGAAAUGAAGAAGGUUAAAAAAGUGGAGACAUAUGAUGAGGAUGAAGUGGAACAAGCCACCAGUCUGGAGGAGCUGGAGAAGCAGAUAGAGAAAUUGGCCAAGCAACAUCACCAGACCAGAAGAAAGCUGUUUGAAAUUUCCCAUUCUCUGCGCUCCACGAUGUAUGGCCAGGACCGCUACCGCCGCCGGUACUGGGUGCUUCCCCACUGUGGAGGGGUCUUCAUCGAAGCCAUGGAGAGUGGAGAAGCUCCAGAGGAACUGGAAGAGGAGCGACAGAGGAGGAGGAGAGUGGCUGAGGAGGUCAAAGUCAAAGAGGAACCUCAGGAGAUGGAGUUGCAGAAGGAGAAACCCAACGACCUCGGUGGGCAGAGCAUUCAAACGCGAGGCUUGGAGCUCGAGAAAGACGAGGAAAAGGAGCACGAGGGGAAGAAAAUCUCCCUCUUUUACCAGCAGCCAGGCCGCGUAUCCAAACUGUGCACAUUCCGGGACGUCGGCAAAGAGACGGUGACGGCAAAGGACGAGGAGAGUACCCAUGUGAGACAAAACGGCGCAAGUCCCUUGGGCACUCCUGUUGCCACGACCAAAGGAACAUCCCCCUCCCCCACUCACAAUACCUCUGAGCCAGCAGUAGCAACAACCCCCUCCACGGUAACCAAUAAUGACACUAGCGUCCCUCCCCUGGCAUCAACCUCUUUAUCUGUCCCCUGCCUGCCAGCCCCGUGUGAAAGCCCAGGUACCACUCCUCCAACCUCCUCCCCAGCUCCAUCUCCGUACCUCUCAUUUCAAGCCAACGACCAGCUGCUCAGAGUCCUGACGGAGCGCAGCGGGCACUGGUUCAGCCUGCUGCCUCGCAACCCCUGCGACCUCACGUCCAUCACCACGCCUCCCCCGGGUGCGCCCCGCGUGCCACCCCAGGCGUCCUCCACCCCGGCCGGGCCCAGAUCCCCGCCUCAGUCCCCUGCACUGCCCCUCACCUUUUCCGCUGCCUCAGCCUCCGCCAGCCCGCACCACCCAGCAGGCCUCCUCAACUACCCGCUAUCAGCCCUGCAGGUGAAGUCAGGCGCUUCAUUGCUAGGAGUUUCUUUCGGUAGCUGGCCCUGUGGCCUGAUGAGUCCCAGUUUGCCUCUGUGCAGCAGCCCCAAUCCCAUGUUGGGUCAUUCUCUGGAGGGCAACACAGCAGCAAGUGUCUCCAGCAAAAGUGAAUCACCUUUACCUUGCAUGGAGAAAUCCUCAUCCAUGCCUUCUCCUACGCUGGAGAUGCCCAAAUCCCUGGACCACGCCACACCUCGGCCUAUUCCAGAGGAGAGCCUGACAGGGUGGUGGCGGGUGUCUGACAUCGAGCAGCUGAGGGCUUUGGUCAGUGCCCUCCACAGCCGGGGCAUUCGAGAAAAAAGCCUCCAGAGGCAAAUGCAGAAAUACACAGAGAUCAUCCCCCAGGUUUGCACCAAACACAAGGACGUGGCCAUGAUUGAGCUGCGUGAGCUGGAGGAGAGCCAGGUCAGUGUGGAGUCCGUGCGCGGCUGGUGUGUCCAGGAGCAGGCGAUGGAGAUGGACAUUGCCGUGCUGCAGCAGGUAGAGGAGCUGGAGAGGAAGGUCACCGCGGCCAGCCUGCAGGUCAAGAGGCCUGAUGUCCUCUCCCAGGGCUGGACCUUUCCGGACCCUCAAUCGGAGCGAGAAGACCUGGUGUAUUACGAGCACAAGCCCCCCACCAAAUCAACGCCUGGGUCUGCCAAUGCAGGAGACAAGGACUCCAAGGAGCACCCGGAAGAGCGGGGGGAGAAGGGCGGGGUGAUGCGUCACCUGGACAACCCACUGGACAUAGCAGUGACACGUCUGGCUGAUCUGGAGCGCAACAUCGAGAGAAGGUACCUGAGGAGCCCCUUAGGUACCACCAUUCAGAUCAGGCUGGAUAAUGUGGGUACGGUCACUGUCCCUGCUCCUGCCCCAUCCACUAGUGCUGACAGGGAAGGCAGCGAGGAGGAGGUGGCCCACGGUAUGAAGGUGUGGAGGAAGGCUCUGACUGAAGUGCGCAGCGCUGCCCAGUUGGCCAUGUGCAUCCAGCAACUUCAGAAGUCCAUCGCCUGGGAGAGGUCCAUCAUGAAAGUGUACUGUCAGAUGUGCAGGAAGGGCGAUAACGAGGACCUGCUCCUGCUGUGUGACGGCUGUGACAAAGGCUGCCACACUUACUGUCACAAACCCAAAAUCACCAGUAUUCCAGAAGGAGACUGGUACUGCCCGGCCUGCAUAUCCAAGGCGAGUGGCCCGUCUCCCAAAAACAAAAAACCUCCGAGCAAACCAUUAACAUCAAGCGGAGGAGGUGCUAAAAAGGGUGCAGAGGGGAAGAAGAGCGGGAAGCAGGCGGGCAACGGAGAGGUAGCGGUGGACGACCCGGCCAGCAGCACACCCAAAAAAGCAGCAAAAGACACCAGCAGAAAGAGAAAAACAGAGGAGAGCUCACCUGCGCCGCCAGCAGCCAAUCAGGAGAGCCCUGUGUGUGUGAAGAGAGCCAAGACGGCCAAGGACAACAACAGGGACCUGGGUUUAUGCAGGGUGCUUCUUGCUGAGUUGGAGCGGCAUCAGGACGCGUGGCCGUUUCUCACGCCAGUCAACAUGAAAUCGGUCCCCGGCUACAGGAAGGUCAUCAAGAAACCGAUGGACUUCACCACCAUACGUGAGAAGCUCGUGAGCAGCCAGUAUCAAAACCUUGAGACCUUCAUCAUCGAUGUUAACUUGGUCUUUGAUAACUGCGAAAAAUACAACGAAGACAAUUCAGACAUUGGUCGAGCUGGUCAUAACAUGAGGAAGUUCUUCGAGAAGCGCUGGACUGAGCUUCUGAAACAAACAAAUUAAACGUCUGUUCAGAUUCUCUCCAUAAACCCAUUCAACUUUUCAUACCGGAGCACCUGGUUUUACGUUUGUUUUUAUUUUCUGAUGGAUACAGUGGCUUUGCAGAAUGGAAGAAGUCCAAUCCGUGAUAAGGAACCCGCGGUGUGCAUAAGAUGAGAUGUCACCGUCGGGGCUAAAAAAUAAAAAUGGCGUUACAUGAGGUGCGCUGGAUUUUAUUACAACAGGGAUAAAAGCCCCAAAGAGUCCCAUAGAAAUGGGGUGUCGUAGUGCAAUACUAUUCCCUGUCUCAGAACACUGCACUGAAUUUAUCCUCAACUGUCACUGACGUGUCUGCGCUAGAAGACUUUCCACUACUUGUAAAUAGUCUUUUGUUAUUUAAUCGUAUUAUAGUGAAUGUAUUUAAUUUUGUAAUAAUUAUUUAUGAAUCAAGGUCCACUUCAUUUUCUAUGAAAAGGAAGAAUCAGCUGAACUGCUUUGAAUUAAAAAAGGAAUGUGUCUUUGUGUUAUAAUUUUUCUCCCAAAUAUUAAACAAAGCCAAGAAAAAAAAAAUACUGUUUACACUGUUCAGUGCUUUGAGGCAUCAGAGGACUGUAUUCAUUUGUUCAAACUGUAAAACUGCAUUUAUUUACAGGAACAGCAGACGGACAGUUAGACAAUUGUGAUUUAUGUGUAUAUACUGUUUAUUAAUGUCAAUAUUAUGUCUUGUUUGAAACAAUGUGUAAAAAUUGUUUAAGAAUAUUAAGAUAUUGUUUAUGCCUUAGAAUGAUUGUAGCAUUCUAUUUUAGUGUACGUGAUGAAAACAUUAUCAUAAAUAUUGUUUGUACAGUAUAUACAUAUCCUCUGCAAACACUGUGGUAUCCUUAAUCUUGGUAGUGCCUACCCUUCCAACAGGGGCAUGUAGGGGACGUUAUUGUUUUUAGUUUUCAUUCUCAUGACAUCAUUUUUUUUUUUUAAUAUGAUUUUAAUCCAACGAGGCCUCCAAAGUUGGACAGUGACACAAAAAUCAUUCCUCUCCAUAGCAGAAAAAAAAGGAAAAACAAGCAUUCAGUAAUGCUUCCAUGACGCAUUUCCUCGUAAUCUGCCACAAUACAGAGGACCUAAGGCCAUUUGUAACCACUGUGUUGAACCUUUGCUGUGUGUUGUGGCCUGAUGGAGGCAGCUAGAUUUUUUUGUACCCAAGUCAAGAGUACUUGAAGUUACUUUAUUUAAGAUAUUGUGGAAUAAAAGUAUCAUUCUUUUGUAGGAGCUUUAUUUUUCACUAGUGUGUGGCACGGACCUAUUAAAAGGAUGUUUUUCAACGUAAAAA